Penicillium coprophilum is the source of this 1494-nucleotide messenger RNA. Its product is annotated as purple acid phosphatase family protein. Bases 1 to 1494 code for a protein of 497 amino acids. The record is from RefSeq and is a predicted model, not a curated record. NCBI's taxonomy places the organism in Eukaryota, Fungi, Ascomycota, Eurotiomycetes, Eurotiales, Aspergillaceae. Gene Ontology annotation, molecular function: metal ion binding; acid phosphatase activity. The transcript is spliced from 2 exons.
AUGGUUGGAAUUCUAUCGCUCAAGUUACUGCCCUUGGUGGCUGGCUACGUCUUUGCUGGCGUUAGCUAUCCAACGAUUCCGACCGACUUGACUACGCCAUUUCAGCAGCGAUUGGCGGUCUAUGGCCCUGAUGCUGUAUCUGUCGGCUGGAACACCUUUCAACAGCUAAAGCAAAGUUGUGUGCUUUAUGGAUUGUCAGAAAGCAACCUGGAUACCAAAGCUUGCUCAUCUUCGUCGACUACCUACGACCCCUCCCGGACGUGGUCGAAUGUCGCCAUCCUAACAGGCCUAACCCCUGGGACAACCUACUAUUAUAAAAUCGAAUCCACCAAUUCGACCGUAGGCCAUUUCCUUAGCCCUCGCGCGCCCGGCGAUAAAACCGCCUUCAGCAUGGACGUGAUCAUUGAUCUAGGUGUUUACGGCAAAGAUGGCUUCACAAGCAAAAGCAGCAAAAAGGACACCAUUCCAGUCAUCGAGCCAGAACUAAACCACACCACGAUUGGUCGCCUUGCAAAAACAGUAGACGACUACGAGCUUGUCAUCCACCCAGGAGAUUUCGCUUAUGCAGAUGACUGGUAUCUCAAAUUUGCAAACCUGCUUGAUGGCAAAGAAGCCUACGAGUCCAUUAUCGAGCAAUUCUACGAUCAGCUUGCGCCAAUUGCAGGCCGCAAGCUCUACAUGGCCAGCCCAGGAAACCACGAAGCAGACUGCUCGGAAAUUCCAUACUUAAACGGCCUUUGCCCCAAAGGACAAAACAAUUUCACUGAGUUCAUGCACCGAUAUGAGAAAACUAUGCCUCAGUCUUUUGUUUCCUCAUCAUCCAACCCAACGGCCCAAACACUGGCCCAAAAGGCCCGCACUCUCUCAAACCCGCCCUUUUGGUAUUCCUUUGAAUACGGCAUGGCGCACGUCGUAAUGAUAGACACCGAGACAGACUUUCCUAAAGCACCAAGCGGCAAAGACGGCUCCGCCAAAUUGAACGGCGGACCCUUUGGAAGUCCGAACCAACAGAUCGAGUUUCUCGAGGCUGAUCUCGCCUCAGUCGACAGGACUGUCACCCCCUGGGUAGUUGUCGCCGGACACAGACCCUGGUACUCAACCGGAAAAUCGUCGAACAUUUGCGGCCCCUGCCAAGAGGCAUUUGAGGGCCUGUUUUACAAGUACGGUGUUGACCUCGGCGUUUUUGGCCACGUGCACAACUCGCAACGAUUUGCACCUGUCGUUAAUGGAACCGCCGAUCCAAACGGUAUGACCGACCCUAAGGCGCCCAUGUAUAUUGUUGCUGGAGGCCCAGGUAAUGUUGAGGGCUUGAGCUCUGUUGGCAGCAAGCCUGCCUAUACAGAGUUUGCGUAUGCCGAUGACUAUAGCUAUAGUACGCUCAGGUUUUUGGAUAAGCAGCACUUGCAGGUUGACUUUGUGAGGUCUUCCACCGGAGAGAUCCUGGAUUCUAGUACCUUGUAUAAGAAACAUGCGACGGAUUUUGUAAAGCAGUGA